Messenger RNA from Sinocyclocheilus anshuiensis, 791 nucleotides. RefSeq names its product globoside alpha-1,3-N-acetylgalactosaminyltransferase 1-like. The record is from RefSeq and is a predicted model, not a curated record. The transcript is spliced from 5 exons. Gene Ontology annotation, biological process: carbohydrate metabolic process. Gene Ontology annotation, molecular function: hexosyltransferase activity. Lineage: Eukaryota; Metazoa; Chordata; Actinopteri; Cypriniformes; Cyprinidae. Gene Ontology annotation, cellular component: vesicle; Golgi apparatus; membrane. Bases 81 to 791 code for a protein of 236 amino acids.
CAUGCCCAAUACUUCACUCUCUUUUUCCAGUUCAGUCCACCAAGUGAGUACGGUCACAAGACCAAGCUGAUAUUACAAUAAUGCGAUUCCGUCAGAUUUUUCAUUUCUUCCUUCUUGGAAUGUUUGUUGGCUUGUCACUGAGUGGGCUCAUUUACUGGGGAUUCACCUCCAUUUGGUAUGGAAAUCAUCUAACAGGUAACCUGGGUCGGACAGAUGUUGCUUCUGUGACACCAUGGUUAGCCCCGAUUGUAUGGGAGGGAACCUUUGACUCCACAUUGAUUGACUCUAUCUACAAACAACAAAACAUCACCAUAGCGACCACGGUCUUCGCUUUGGGAAAAUAUACACGUUUUCUCAAAGAUUUCCUGGAAUCAGCAGAGGAGCAUUACUUUGUUGGAUUUCGAGUGCAUUACCACCUGUUUACAGAUCAAGCGGAGGAAGUUCCUAAUGUAAAACUAGGUCAAGAACGUUACCUGACAGUAAAGAAGGUUCCAAGUAUGAACAGAUGGCAGGACAUCAGUAUGAGCAGGAUGGAAAUACUGGAGAAACUAAUAGAGAAUGAACUGGCCAGUGAGGCCGACUAUAUUUUCUGCCUUGACGUAGAUACAAAGUUCUAUGGUCGUUGGGGUGUGGAGUCUUUGGGUCGUCUGGUUGGUGUGAUACAUCCUUGGUUCUUUAAUGUUCCAAGGUUCAUAUUCACAUAUGAGCGUAGACCAGAGUCUCAAGCAUACAUUCCAGCUGGAGAGGGUGAUUAUUAUUUUGGAAAUACUGGUGAAACUAAUAGAGAAUGA